AUAUACAUGCCCGUCUCGGCUGUGAACGGCGCGGCUGCGGUUACUAUAGCGAACGUCGGGUCGAACGACGUAGCGGACGAGUCGCGGCCGAACGUCGGCUGGUCGAACAUGAUGCGCGCUUCCGACGGUACGCUCGACGUGCUGCGAUUGGAAAGGUUCCGUGCGACGAUUGCCAGCGACACCGCCGUGACGGCGACGACGACGACGACGACGACGACGACGACGACGACGACGAUAACAACAACGACGACGACGACGACGACGACGACAAGGAAACGGACGGCGGUGGGAAAUAAUGGGGACACGGCGACGUCGAGAAAGUGCGAGGGCCAGCAGAUGGGCCUGGUGAACUCUACGAACAGCUGUUCGUCCUGCGUGUCCGGGAAUCGCAUGACGACGGAAAUGGCGCAGGAAGAACACGGCCCGUCUUGGAACAAUCUGCCCAGCGUUAUCCUGCAGGAGAUAUUCUCGUAUUUGCCGCACGAGAGCAGAAUAACAGCAUCCCAGGUGUGCAGAAAUUGGAGGUACACUCUGUUUCAUCCGAGCUUUUGGAAAAAAAUUGUUUUCGCGUUCAGGGACAAGGACAGCAUUUUGUGGAUCCGAUAUUUGGCGGAACGUUUCGCUCUCAGUGUGCAGGAGGCCACGAUCCGUUGGAAAGCACCUAGUAAUAUUAAUUAUGUGGGUGAAAUGUAUAGACUCUUGAAUAAACUAAGUCAAAACAGACAACUGAAGAAAUUAUUUUUGGAAUUCGAUGAUAAGACUUACGCCUUUGACAGUAAUUACUAUCGCCCCGCAUCACUAGUGAAGUCUGUAAUAAAUAUCAUCAAGACGUCGAACUGCCUGGAAGCACUGAGUCUGGGAUGCACGGAAGAGCCGGUAGAAAAUAUUUACGUGAUCCUGGAGCACCUGCGUCUUCACCACGCCAAACACUUGACGCACCUCAGUCUGGCGUCUAUCAAAAACAAUCCCGAUUAUUACAAAGUUUACAACAUCGAUAGCUCUUGUUUUAACUCGUUUAUCAGAUUAUCUGUUUUAACCUUGGAUUACGAGUUCGUGAGCGAUACUUUGUUGAAGGCGCUAGAUAACGGGUGCAUGCAGAGACUCGUGAUUCACAUACACGGUUGGAAUAAGACCUAUCCGGGAACGACGAACAGGGCCUGGCAGACUUUCGUCCAAAAGAACCCGCAGUGCGAAUUGAGGCUCAAUCUUAUACACUCUUACACCGGCGUUAAGGCACUGCACUCCGAUAUAUUUUGCCCGGCGAUGCCGCUGACGCAUCUCAAGGUUCUAUUCUGCCGUAACGUCAAUAUCAGAGCGCUGUUCCGAUUAUCGAUGUGGUACUCGCACACGCUGAGAUCGUUAACGUGGAUAGACUCGAUCGAUCGCACGCAACACAUGCCAGCCACGUUGGAUCCAAACGAUCCGAACAGUCCAGAUCCCCUCGUGCUAGUGGCGUGGAAAUGCAGCAAGCUCACAAAAAUGGUGUUUCUGGGUUACAAAUACUACCAGGAAAAUCUACUGGCCAUCGCGCGUCUCAGGGGGAGCACGCUCAAGUUGCUGGCAUUCGCGAAAAGCGAUAUCACAUCCGACCAUCUGUGGCACAAGGCCGAGAAUAUCGCACACGAAAUCGGAAGCAUAAUGGGUCUACAUUGGAUGCCGCUGAACGACUCGGAUCUGCCACUGGUGAUACUGAAUCCCCUGAAGGGCAGCAGCAGGAAAGUGAUAAUGUCGCUGGUUCUCAAUGAUCAGAAGUAAUUUAAGCGAUAACAAAUGGAAAAUCUCUACUCAGUACGAUUGAUCCAAAACAACAAGUCAAUCUCCCAGGCCAACGCCGGACGACACUCAGAAGUAAUGUUACCAAAACAAUCUUUCAUCUCAUCUUUAUUCUUCUGUAUAAGAUUCGUUUUUUAAAGAGGAGAUGAAACGUUCAAACGGCGUGAGAGAACCACACGCGUCGCCAGCCGUCGGAGAUGCUGUUGCGCAGAAAACGACGUUGUCGUUUUUUUUGUUUUUCUGCCUGAGUUGAAAGAAAGAAUCUUGCUGAGUACGUUAUUGAGAAACACAGAGGAAUAUAUAAACGCGCACAUAUAAUUCUCUCCUCGUUUACGAUAAAUUUCUGUCGGUUCGUGUUUUGAAUGUGAUAAAAAAAAAAAAAAAAAAAACUGUAGUCAACUAGUAGAUCUACUUCGACUUUCUCUGAUGGUAUAUGUAUAUCAACAAGAAUUGCAAACGCACACACGUUUGCAAGACAAGCGAGACGAUCUCUUUUUAACCGGGAGACGAUCUCAGUAAUUUAUAUAAUAUAUAUAUAUAUAUAUAUAUUUAUAUAUAUAUGUGCAUUGUAAUUGUUUUCUCUUGAAUGAAAAAAACUGUCGCGUUGGCAAAGUGAUGUUGGGCGCGAUCACGCGAGAGAAAAACACACGCGCGUGAUGUAUUGCCAGAAAGAGAGAGAAAGAGACAGAUUGAAAAAUAUCAGAGUUCAUUUUAUAUUAUUGCAAAGUAUCAUGCUGGGCGAGAAAUGAAGAAACUGAGACGUGGCUGAGAUCAAGUUUGUAACGCAGGAGAAGUCAGCGUCGUCAGGUCUUUAAAAGAGAUCAAUUUAAUGCAAAGCUUAUAAGUAGAAUUUGAAUCAAAGGAGAGUAUACGUCUCGUCUAGCGGAGAAAGAGAAAGACACACGUAGAAAAGAAGACAAGAGAGAGAGAGAGAGAAAGAAAGAAAGAAAGAAAGAGAUUCCGAUCUCCGUGAUCUUCCACUGGAAAGAAUAACAAAAUUCCAAAUGUAUGUAAGUAGAAACGCGUUUGACAACAUAUUUUUCCAAUUCUCUGGGAAGUUUUAUAGAUAAAUAGCGAGCGCCAAGAGUAAAAAAUGACGUGCGAGAGUUAAAUAUCUAGUGAGAUUUCUUCGCGAAGAAGUUCGUCGAACGAGCGGCGCGUGAGUAUGUAUUAUAUUAUAAAGAGCGAAAUACGUGUUGCGCUCGACAGAAAAAUAAAGAAGGAGGAUAAACAAAAAACAAAAAGAAAGAAAGAGAAAGAAAGAGCACGAGGUCGAUUAAUAUACAGCGAUCCGAGGUUAUUUUUAAUACCAAGACCAAUCGGACGCUUUUGUACAAAAUGUUAAGAAAAAAAAAA
Molecule: messenger RNA, 3129 nt
Organism: Pseudomyrmex gracilis
Lineage: Eukaryota; Metazoa; Arthropoda; Insecta; Hymenoptera; Formicidae
Product: F-box only protein 33-like
Exons: 7
Biological process (GO): SCF-dependent proteasomal ubiquitin-dependent protein catabolic process; positive regulation of protein ubiquitination
Cellular component (GO): SCF ubiquitin ligase complex
Molecular function (GO): protein binding
Source: RefSeq, a predicted model, not a curated record